Rubroshorea leprosula is the source of this 1486-nucleotide messenger RNA. Lineage: Eukaryota; Viridiplantae; Streptophyta; Magnoliopsida; Malvales; Dipterocarpaceae. The record is from the annotation of a GenBank genome assembly.
GCCGAAGCUCUCCUAAAUGUUGUUCAGAAGUUUUUCAGCAACUGGAUCCAAAUUGAGACCUUCUGUACAGGACCUAGCUCUAGAUGUGUUGCCUCUAUCGCUGGCUUUGCCUGAAGUCGAGCGUCUCAUUCAAGAUUUUAGAAUACCACUCUAUAAAGGGUUUUAUCUAAUUGAAGAAGCUAUCCAAUUUGCUCAACAGUAUCUUGGAGACAGCUUUUUCAUUAGCCCUCAUCUUUCUCCAGAUUUGCAGGAACCUUCAGGAGAAAUCGUGAAGACCACCUUAGCCCCACUGGCGGGUGGAAGACAAAUAAAAUGGUAUCAGAGCUUUUUCAUUUACAUAUGGUCGCGUGUCCUGUUCUUCCUCUUCCCCGACCCUCUGCAGCCGACGAGCCCCAGCCAUCGUCCCCCUUUUUCUGACCGGGAACACCGGCAAAAACGCGGAGAAUUCUCCUUCUUUCUUGUUCUAGGGUUGGAAGUGAACCCAGAAAUCCCCCUCCAUUCUGCAGAUUUUCGGAUCUGCUCUGCUCUGCUCUGUCCUUCCGCGAGUAGCUCUUGUCGGUGGAGUGCUUCCCGGUUUUUUGGUAAGGGAACGACUAAGAAUCAUCCCUUUAGCCUUAAUUCAAGUUGGGUUACUCUGAUUGUGUUGUGGGUUCUUGAAUUUUGAGGUUUGCCGUGAGUUCCUCCAUUUCUCUCCCCGUCGGCUUCCUUCCCAGCCGGACCCGGUGCUGCUCGCCGGAGUUUCCUGGUAUGAUGGACAGCCUUUUUAUGUCUAAUUAUCAAUUAAGUAUUGUCCAUUUAGUUGCUUGUGUUGUCCGAGAUUGUGCUAGAAUUAUGGGAUGAUUUUGGGUAGCAUAAAACAUGUUUUAAGCUUGGUUGAGGUAGAAAUUUCUUGAUUUAGUUGCUGUGUGGUUUAUAGGGAGAAGAUCCCGUGUGUGUGAGUUGUGGUUUGCCAAGCCAUGCUCUCCAUGUGUUGCCCGUGAGUAAAUGGGAGAAUUUGAUGUGGUAUUAUGGGGGUUAAGUACCAGCUAUUGGGAAAGGAUUAAAUGUGUUGUUUUAGAUGAGUAUUAAUUUUGGGAAAUGUUUUGAUUAGGUACUAAUUAUUCUGCACUCUAGCACUUGGGAUUAGUGUUCUGUUGGUGCGAGUGAGGUAGUGAUACCCGACACAUAAGGAACCGGGGGAGUGACGAGCUAGACGGCUAGGCGUUAUUUGGGACUUAGAUCUUUUGGAGUUAAGCUGCUAGUCUCACAUGGUUGAUAGAAAUAACCAUUUUUGUGUACAAAGUUCCCUUGGUUAUAGCCAUAACUGUUUACAAACUUUGUAUGUCUGGAAUGGUAAAAUUUUUGUAAUGAAAAGUUAGAUUUUACUUGAGUUUCAGAUUUGAAUUAUUCGAAUUGGAAACUAAGAACUCAGUCAGUUCCGAGCCUUGUGCAUUUGUGGGACCCGUCUCACGAGUGCACGGCGUCUGUCGCGCCUCGAAUUCGGGUU